This is a messenger RNA of Bubalus bubalis (water buffalo), 2482 nucleotides long. RefSeq names its product neurotrimin (gene NTM). NCBI's taxonomy places the organism in Eukaryota, Metazoa, Chordata, Mammalia, Artiodactyla, Bovidae. The record is from RefSeq and is a predicted model, not a curated record. Gene Ontology annotation, cellular component: neuron projection. Bases 892 to 1965 code for a protein of 357 amino acids. The transcript has 8 exons.
CACCGCGGAGAGCGGCGGUCAGUGAUGGAGCUGCUGCCAUGACAACCCCGGCGGUCGGGGCCCGCGCGCGUCGGGGCUGCUCCCGGGAGGCCGGCGGCGCGGAGGCCGGGGGCGGCCGCUGAGCUUGGCGUCCGCACGGCUCCGGGGCCGGCAGCGCCUCGCCUUGCCCAGCAAGCGAGCGAGCGAGCGAGCGAGGGGCCGCCGCCGCAGAGACCGCCCAGGCUAGACCGGCCGCAUCGCGGCGGCUGCAGCGCGCAUUUGGGCUCGGAGGAAGUUGACCGAGGCGGCUGCCGCAGCAACCCCCGUCCGGAUCGCACGAAGCCCGGCGUAGCCUCCCUCUCCUGCUGUCUCACCCUUGCGCCUUCUGCGUGCUCCACUUUUAGGCUCUGCUAUUGUUACAGACUUAUCUGCUGGCCAUCCUUCUUCCGAAACUUACAAAGAAAGUAUUGGACCUGCCCUUGUUGGAACUGAGGAAUUCAGAUCAUCUCUGGGUGGCCGGAUCCAACCCAUUCCUGUCCCCUUCUAGUACCAAAGUGCUUACUCCUCUCCCAAGUGCCAUGCCUGAACUGUUAACGCAAGGAAGGGGCUCCUGAGACGUGCCCGCACCUUCGCACCUGUCUGGCGCUUCUCCUCUCUCGGCCACCUUCUCGGCCAAGCAGCACAGAGGCAGCCCCCUUUGGAUGUCCUCCGUGGAAACCGCUUCUCCGAGGCUGGAGCGCUGAGGCUCGAUUUGGGGAGGAACACCCGACUUGGAGGAGUCUGCGCGCUUUUUCUCCAGCCCGCGCCUCCGGGUCCCCGUGCUCGCUCCCCCACCCCACCCACUUCCUGUGCGCGCCUGGGGGGCGUGUGCCGAGCCGCCGCCGGAGUUCUGGGAAGUUGUGGCUGUCGAGGAUGGGGGUCUGUGGGUCCCUGUUCCUGCCCUGGAAGUGCCUCGUGGUCGUGUCUCUCAGGCUGCUGUUCCUUGUACCCACAGGAGUGCCCGUGCGCAGCGGAGAUGCCACCUUCCCCAAGGCGAUGGACAACGUGACGGUCCGGCAGGGGGAGAGCGCCACCCUCAGGUGCACGAUUGACAAUCGGGUCACCCGGGUGGCCUGGCUGAACCGCAGCACCAUCCUCUACGCCGGGAAUGACAAGUGGUGCCUAGACCCCCGCGUGGUCCUCCUGAGCAACACCCAGACCCAGUACAGCAUCGAGAUCCAGAAUGUGGAUGUGUACGAUGAGGGCCCCUACACCUGCUCUGUGCAGACGGACAACCACCCCAAGACAUCCCGCGUCCACCUCAUCGUGCAAGUAUCUCCCAAAAUUGUGGAGAUUUCUUCAGAUAUCUCCAUUAACGAAGGCAACAACAUCAGCCUCACCUGCAUAGCAACGGGUAGACCGGAGCCCACGGUUACCUGGAGACACAUCUCCCCCAAAGCCGUGGGCUUUGUGAGUGAAGACGAAUACCUGGAAAUCCAGGGCAUCACCCGGGAGCAGUCAGGGUACUACGAGUGCAGCGCCUCCAACGACGUGGCGGCCCCGGUGGUGCGGAGAGUCAAGGUCACCGUGAACUAUCCUCCAUACAUUUCAGAAGCUAAGGGGACCGGCGUGCCUGUGGGACAGAAGGGGACCCUGCAGUGCGAAGCCUCCGCAGUUCCCUCGGCAGAAUUCCAGUGGUACAAGGACGACAAAAGGCUGGUUGAAGGAAAGAAGGGGGUCAAAGUGGAAAACAGACCUUUCCUCUCAAAACUCAUCUUCUUCAACGUCUCUGAACACGACUAUGGGAACUACACGUGUGUGGCCUCGAACAAGCUGGGUCACACCAAUGCCAGCAUCACACUGUUCGAGCUAAGUGAGCCUACAAGCUCAUCUUUGUUGCAAGGCCCUGGUGCCGUCAGCGAAGUGAGCAAUGGGACGUCGUCGAGGAGGGCAGGCUGCCUCUGGCUGCUACCUCUCCUGGUCUUGCACCUGCUCCUCAAAUUUUGAUGUGAGAGCCGCAUCCCCAACGGGGAGGAGCCGCCGCACCGCCAACACGUCAGCGAUGGCGACCGACAGCAACAAGGCGAGCACCCCUGUUCUAAAGCAGACACAAUCCCACCAAAUUCAGACAACAGAGCCGAAGGGGACACAAAUUCGAGGGAGGGGAACAAAGAAUGCUCUGGGAAAACGAAUUGAACGAGGACACUGGAAAUCACCGUGCAGAUACCUAGGUACAGCCGAGUUUUCUUUCUUUUUCCAAAUGGGAAGAACGCCCGUGGCUCUGGACCCACCCGUAAACUGCAUGGCGUGACCUCUGUUACCAGGCGGGCAGGGGCUCAGCCGCUCUGCCCACCACAGUGCCCCCCAACCAAGGAAAAUUCUGGAGGUCGGCCACCCCAAAUUCAACCAUUCCAUAGAGAAGAACUCAGAGGGAGGCGAGCGGGCCCGUUCCUGGACUGUGUCCCUAUGUUGUGUGUGUGAUGAAACGCAGCAUCAAAAAGAUAAAUAAAAAGGAAAAAAACAA